Molecule: messenger RNA, 1116 nt
Organism: Adineta ricciae
Lineage: Eukaryota; Metazoa; Rotifera; Eurotatoria; Adinetida; Adinetidae
Source: the annotation of a GenBank genome assembly
AUGUAUAUUCGAAGAACACCACUACUUGGAUUCGAUAAAGAUGGAGAUAUUCAUCUCAUUCAGCCAGGUAUAAAUUGUGGAUUCAUCUCUUGUUUGCACGGCGCAACUAUUUCAGGUACCUGUAAUCAAUGUCAAUGUUUAUUCCUUCGAUAUAUAUUGCAUCAAUUAAGUUUAUUACUAUCCGUUGUUAUUUAUGUCAUAUUAGGUGGUGUCUUUUUUGCCUACAUCGAAUCACAGUAUUAUUUGAAGAAAGACGAUGAGCGAAAAGAAAUUAUUCACAAAACUUAUGAGGAUAUUCGUGUCUAUGCUGUGGAUUUGUUAAAUCAGCAAUUGAAAGAGAAUUUCGAAGAGGCUUAUCGUCAAUGGCGAUGGGAUAACAAAAACUCGACCAAUUACAUUUAUUUAAAUGAUCACGCAGCUAGUCUACUUGACAAUCGAACGGCAUUCGAAAUCGAACAGAUGACUUUACGUUUAACUGCCCAACAUGUAUCUGUUGAUAAGUUUGUCUAUAAAUGGACCUAUUCCACGGCUAUACUUUAUGCUGCAACUCUUGUUACGACAAUUGGCUAUGGAAACAUUUCGCCCAAAACAGCAUGGGGAAAAAUAUUUACUGUUAUAUAUGCACUGAUAGGUAUAUUAUUAGUCGUCUCAUGGAUAAAAUUAGUUGGCGAAUCGUUAGCAUCGAUUGUAACGAAAUAUUAUCGCCGGCUGAAACAAUGUUUCCGACAUAUGAAAAGUAAAAGACUCCCGUUGGGCAGAAAAGAUUAUGGACGAAAGAAAGUUCCAUUCUACGUGCCAAUUGCAUUAUUAAUUCUUUAUCUUUUGGCCGGCUCGAUUCUUUUCGCGACAUGGGAAGGAUGGUCGUAUAUCGAUGGUGCUUAUUUUUCAUUUAUUACGUUUACAACCAUUGGCUUCGGAGAUUUCGUUCCUGGGGAAAGUACAAUUAGUCAUCGUAGUGGAAGAUCGAUUCUUUGUGCUGUAUAUUUAUUGUUUGGAGUCUUGCUGACAGCGAUGAGUUUCCGAUUAAUUCAGGAAGAUAUCGAUCGAAUGAAGAGGAAACUUUUGCAACGUCUUGGUAUUAUUCAUCUGUCUUUACCAUCAACAACAAAGACAUAG